AUGGCGGUGUCGCAUCAGUGGUUCGUGCAGUGGUCCGCCCCGCCGAUGCUCUUCGCGGAUAUUACUAGUCAAUACAAUGACGUCAAUGACCGAUGGAAAAGUGAUGAACCAACAUGGAGUGACCCUGCAGUGGUUCCUGAACUUAGUGACGAUAGUUAUAAAGACCCGGACAGCUUGAUAGAAACUAAUCAUAAGUAUAAGUCAGAUAGAUCUAAAAAUAAAGAUCGUGCCAGUGCCGCGGGAGUCACGUUGUGGCUCACAAUGUUAGGGGUGAUGCGCGCGCAGUCCGUGCCCGCUGACAACGACACACCUCCUUUCAGCACCCUGUAUAAAUGGAAGCAAGUCGACUUCGAGUUCCCCACGCCCAGACACCGGAGACAUGCACUAUCCACGGGGAAAUUUAUACCUGCUAAUGUGCUUCCCCUGGGCCUCGAGGUGUGGGGUCACCGAGUGUGGGUGACAAUACCAGCGUGGAGACGAGGCGUACCCGCCACGCUCGCUACUCUACCCAGGCAAGGGGGACUCGCCUCGCCUCAACUCAAGCCAUACCCUGACUGGAGCUUUCAUAGAGCUUUUGGUGACCCGAAGAAUUGCACGGGGCUAACUUCUGUGUUCCGGAUACACGCCGACCACUGCGGGCGACUUUGGGUAUUGGAUUCCGGCCAGAUAGACUCACAGGACAAUCCGAAACAAUUGUGUCCACCCAGCAUAGUAGUGUUCGAUCUUAAAACAGAUACAUUGAUCGCGCGAUACACGAUUCCUAAACAAUUUGUAUUACAAGAUUCUUUAUUCUCCAACAUCGUCAUAGACUCUAGGACAGUAGACUGUUCAGACCUUCACCUGUACAUAGCAGACACCUGGCGAUUCGGCCUACUAGUGUUCAGAGAAAAAGACCACAAAUUUUGGAGAUUCUCAAACCCAUUAUUUUUCCCUGACCCAUUAGCAUCAAAUUUCACACUGCACGGUAUAAACUUUCAGUGGACCGAUGGUAUUUUUGGUUUAGCUUUAACCCCGAUUGAUCCAUACGAGGAACGCAUAUUAUUCUUUCAUCCUAUGUCAGGUUAUAGGGAGUUCUACGUGUCAACAGAAGUAUUACGAGAUCCAUUCAGAGUUACUAACAGUUCUCAGGAAUUUAAUAUAGCCGGAGAGAGUAGAGGAUUGAAUGGUCAAGCGUCUGCGUCUGCUGUCGAUAGGACUGGAGUGAUGUUUUAUGGCUUAGUAAGCCGGGACAGUAUCGGAUGUUGGAAUACAAAGAAACUCUAUAAAAGGAGAAAUAUUGGGAUUGUGGCAUCUAAUACGGAGACUUUAAUAUUUCCGAAUGACAUCAAAGUUGAUCAAGAUUUAAGGCAGAAUUUAUGGGUCAUAUCGAAUCGGUUGCCGAUGUUCCAAGCAGGACCACUGGAUGCUGAUGACUAUAACUAUCGCAUCUUAUACGCUGAUACUAAGGAAGCCGUGCGAGGAACAGUUUGCGACAUGGACCCUGAUCACCAAUCUCCUGCCGAUAUCAUACACAGAGGAUGGCUGCCAUAA
Spodoptera littoralis (African cotton leafworm) is the source of this 1530-nucleotide messenger RNA. NCBI's taxonomy places the organism in Eukaryota, Metazoa, Arthropoda, Insecta, Lepidoptera, Noctuidae. The record is from the annotation of a GenBank genome assembly.